AAAGCCAGUUCUCAGCCGUGUGAUUGGAAACACACCAGACAGAAGAGGAUACUCGGACAGAAGAGAGAGAGUGUAAAGGGAAUAUGAGACUAAGUGUGACCUAAAAGACUCGUAUGUCUAUAUUAGUGGCUUCCCUUUUGUGUAUUUGUUUGUCUUUUUUGUUGUUGCUUUUUUUGCAUACUAGCUUUCAAGUUCCAGGAAAAGGAGGAAGUGCUGUGAGACGAAGAACUGACUAGCACACUACAGCUCUAGGACACUUAAGGAUCACAGCUGCAGAUGAUGGAAGAGAAAACAGCACAAGGCGGCACAACCCAUGACCUGGACAGAGAGGAGCUGACAGAUUCUGCUAAAGCAGAGAGUGAGCUGAGGCUGGUGUUGCUGGGCUGGGCAGGCACGGGGAAAAGCAGUUUGGGUAACGCCAUCCUCGGCAGUACGGUGUUUGAUACCCGCCAUGGUUCCACCUCUCAGAAGCCAGUAACCAUGAAGUGUGAGAAGGGGUGUGCAAGUGUGGCUAGAAGGCAGGUGGUUGUGGUGGACACUCCAGACUGGUUCUACUCAGAAAGGCCCCCUGAGGAAGUGUACCACCAGCUGGCUCUCUGCGAGUCCCUGUUAGCUCCGGGACCCCAUGCCUUCCUGCUCUGCAUCUCUAUCCAUCGCCCAUGUGAGAACCUCCAGGCUCUGGAUGCCUUAGAGAAAGUGUUCGGUCUCGAAGCCAUCACCAAACACACUGUUGUCCUGUUUACUGAUACGGACCAGCUUCCAGAGGGUCAAACACUGAAAGAGUUCCUUAACAACGAGCAGAAGGAUUUGCUGGAAUUGGUGCAGAGGUGUGGAGACCGUUAUCAUGUCAUUAGAGUAGAUGGAGAAAAGGAGGAGGAGAAAGGCAGAAAGAGUGUGGAGGAAUUGCUGGAGAAGGUGGAGGAGAUGAUUAAAGAGAGCGGGGAGGAAUUCUACACCUGCCCUCCUCUCCCUCACGCAGUAGAGGAAGAGAGAAGGAUGGAAGCGAGUAAUGAGGAAAACUCAUCCAAAGAAAUCAUGAGCAAUGAGUUGAAAGGCUUGGUCGAAGAAUACUCAGACAUGGAGUCUGAAGCAAGCGCAGAGAAAAUGGAGGAGAGCGCAGAUGGUCUGGAGGCAGAGGAGGACAUCAUUUUGUCUCCUCCUGCACCUCCUCCUUCGUUCUUGCGCUGGGUUUGGGACACAGUGGUUGGGUGGGUGCUCUGGCUGCCCAGCCUGGUGAGGGGUAGCACGUUACUCGGCUCUUUUGUGGGGUUGUUUUUCGGGGGUGCCAUGGGGGCUACUGUGGGCUCCGUUGCCACUGAGGUGGGCAGAAGAAAAAACAAAGCAAAAGUAAAAACAAAUUAACACUCUUUGUACGCAUUAGAACACUUUAUGAAAUUGAAAUUUGAUUAAAGUUUGCUAAAAAUAUUCACAUGAGCAAAACAUUGUUACGUUGCUGUAUCAUUAAUACCAAACAAAAGUAACUACAUUUGAGCUAAUGUUAAAUGAUAAAUAUUCAUUUAACACAUUAUGUGAUCUUGGUUUAGGUUUAAGUAAAGGUUCCCAGAACAGAUUUAUAAGCACAUUAAAUGAUAUACUGAAUCUAUACUUUAAGGCUGUUUUGCUUCUUGAUGCUAAAUUACCUUUAAACUUAUUCAGCAGAAUAAGCAUCGAUGUCUAUUAUUUAUAUACUAGAAUAACAAAACAUAUUUCUAUAAUACCAUAAUAUAAUAUGUUUUAUUUGUAAUAUUCAUCAGGGCAUGAAGGUAGUUUACCAAGGUAGAAAAGCCUGUGGUGUUGUAUCUGUAAUGAUAGAGAGAGGAAUUGCUUCCAAGUGAAAGUUGAAGUAAAACAUAGGUUUUACUCUGCUCAUUUAUUUACACGACUUUGAAGUUGUCCAAACAGCAGAGACUUAGUCUUUUUCUUUGCCUUGUUGAUUAUUUAGGAAGUUCUGAAGAAUGAUUUAAGUGAUGAAUAAUAAUUUGCUUAUCCACUGAAGCAUGGAAUGCAUUAAACUCACAUUUUUAUGUUCAUGGUUAUGUUUUCACCAGCUCACACCAUGCACUUCUAUAGCACAAAUUAUUAUUAUUGUUAUCUAAAAAAAAAAAAAUCUAAAUAAAAAUUCCCAUCCCCA
Molecule: messenger RNA, 2131 nt
Organism: Ictalurus furcatus (blue catfish)
Lineage: Eukaryota; Metazoa; Chordata; Actinopteri; Siluriformes; Ictaluridae
Exons: 4
Coding region: 277-1362 (361 amino acids)
Molecular function (GO): GTP binding
Source: RefSeq, a predicted model, not a curated record